This is a messenger RNA of Anarrhichthys ocellatus (wolf-eel), 6009 nucleotides long. RefSeq names its product protein tyrosine kinase 2aa (gene ptk2aa). Gene Ontology annotation, biological process: protein phosphorylation; signal complex assembly. Gene Ontology annotation, cellular component: cytoskeleton; focal adhesion. NCBI's taxonomy places the organism in Eukaryota, Metazoa, Chordata, Actinopteri, Perciformes, Anarhichadidae. The coding region runs from base 2623 to 4512 and encodes 629 amino acids. The transcript is spliced from 22 exons. Gene Ontology annotation, molecular function: protein tyrosine kinase activity; ATP binding. The record is from RefSeq and is a predicted model, not a curated record.
GUGUGUGUGUACGUGCUGUGUUGCGUACAUAUAGAGAUGCAGAGUGAUUUAGGUCAUUUAGAAUGAAAGGACGUUUUAGCUGAAUGUUUCUCAUGUUUCAGUGAUUUGAAACAUGAAUGUAUCGCUCGUAGCUUCAAUGAGUUUUAUCUGUUAGGAGCAAGAGUCAAUAUAUUUCAGUAUUGUUUUUAAGAUGUUUGAGUCUGAGUGUAUUUGUGAUUAUUUUUAAAGUGGACUACCACUAAAUUUGAAAUAUGUCUCCUUUUAACCACAAGAAUGACAUAAAAAGCAGAAUUUGGAAAUUAAGUGGUAUUUCUCUUUAAGGGAACUUCUCCAAACUCUCUCUGUCUCUCUCUCUCUCUCUAUCUCUCGCUCUCUCGCUCUAUCUCUCUGUCUCUAUCUCUAUCUCUCGCUCUGUCUGUCUCCGUCUCUCUCUUUCUUUCUCUCACUCUCUCUCUCAGAGAAAAUCAAGCACACGUGUACUCACAUACAUUCGUGCACACAGAGUGGAGUAGGGAGAGGUUUGCUGGAUUCAAGAGCGGGUGCAUUCCUGGCUAUAAUGGGCUAACUAGCGCACACACACGCACACACGCACACACACACACACACACACACACACACACACACACACACACACACAGUAUCUCUCCACUGAAAGCAGAGACAGACAGAGUCAGGCCAGUCCGACUUGGGUUGAUUCUUUAGAACAAAUCUCAAACCAUGUGAGCGAAUAUGCAGCAAUACAAACAAUGGACUUCACAGUACAGACUAAGAAAUAUGUAUAAAAAUAUACAGAACUGAAACAAUUUAAGUAAUCUGCUGAUUUAAGUGCAAGAAACAAGUUAGACAAAGUUAAAGAAACAGUUUGAAAUCAGCUGGAAACAUUUAAUCAUUGCACGCAGGGAAACAUUGGAAAGACUUUCUGGAUAAAUAAAAAAGCGAAAUGUUUUCUAGUUGCUGAAAUGUGUUUUAUUGAACAAACCAUGGCCGAUGAAAGCCACAUUUUGCUGAAAUGCAAUGUUGUAUAUGAUCAGUUUAUCUAAUGAAACCCAUGUUAGCAGCAGCAACCAGAGCGUUUGCUUUUAUUUCAGGUCAUAUAAAGGUAUUGUUAGCGGCACAUUAAAGGCUUUCCUUUUCUUUCAUGUGAAACAUAAAUCAUGCACAGCAAUGGUUUAGCAAAAGUCCUGCUUACUUGAUUAAAGGUUCAAACUGGGAUAUUGCACUGGUAACGUAAUAGUAGUAAAUGUUAUAACAUCAAAGCCUUCAGUGUUUCAUUCAUCUUUUCCUUAAAUGAACAGUUGGACACUGAAACACGCGUAUUUGCUUUUAGAGUUGCAUGAAACUGCUGAUACCUCUCUCAUGUCAUUAAACCGUUCAACAUGCAGCCUGCAGCUGGUUAGCCUAGCUUAGCGUAAAGACUGGAAGCGGGGGGAAACGGCUAGCCUGGUUUUCUUUAACAAAGAUUAAACAAACAUGAUAUGACAUGUUAAUUAGUGAGCUGUUUAGUGCUGGUUGGAGGAUUUUCUUUUAACCCCGACAUAGGCUAGCUGACCCCCUGCUUCUAGUCUUUGUGGAGAGCUAAGCUAACUAGCUUCAUGUUUACUGUGAGGACAAGAGAGUGGUGUCAAUCUUCUCUUCUAGCUCUAAAUGUAUGUUUUCCCCAGAAUGUCUUUUAGCAUUAAACAUGUUUCAGUUGACUUUACUACGAUCCAGUGCAUUAUUUAGCCUGCCUUAUAUUACAACAGUUUAUUACUAUAUUACAAACGCUUUCUUCAGCCUAUUCUACAUGCAAGGCUCUGCAUAUAAUGAUAAUCUUGAGAAAAUCAGCCACCGGCUUUAGAAAAGGAUUUCUGAUAAGUUUCGGGACACAUUCCCACAGAGCCUGAUAAACCCCGGGCAGAGCUGUGAGGGUAGCGUUCAGGACAGCAGAUGUUCGACUCUCGUUUCCAACAGCUGAGUCUGCACACUGAUUUUAUUUUAAACACCACCAUCUGGUUUGGAUAGACUGGGUCCAUCUUUCCCUCUCUUUUUUCCCUGCUGGCUCUCUCUCUCUCUCUCCCUCUCUCUCUCUUUCUAUCUAUCGGAUUCUGCACAGAUUUGGUCCUAAACGUUGCCAUCUGCUUACAUGAAGGCUGCGCUCACUAUUUCUUUCUCUCACUCUUUUACUCUCUCUGUCCUUGCCUCCUUCCUCCUGCUUUCUCCUGUUCAUUUUCUACUUGACUCUCUCAAGCUUUCUUCUUUCUGUCUUCGUCUCGUCUCUUUUUCUCUCCCCCCUCCUCCUCCACCACCACAGUUUACUCCCUGCAGCCCAGCUGCUCUUACACAGACUGAUAUGCACAACACAUGCUCAGCUGACACUCUCCGCCAAGUGUGUGUGUGUGUGUGUGUGUGUGUGUGUGUGUGUGUGUGUGUGUGCAGAGAGGGAAAGAGAGGAGCUACGUGGGUGUUGCUUUGGUUUGCGCAGGAGUUUGUCGAGACUCUUCAUACUUUAUUCCUUAGUUUCAUUGUGCAGUUUUUUUAUCGCACACGUGUGUCUUUGUGUGUAUCGGUAGACCCUUCAUACCACAGCGGGCGCACGAGACCGAUGACUAUGCUGAGAUAGUUGAUGAAGAGGACACAUACACCAUGCCCUCCAUCAGCUAUGGAGUAGUUGAAGCACGGGAUUAUGAGAUCCAGAGGGACAGGAUCGAGUUGGGCCGCUGCAUAGGAGAGGGUCAGUUUGGAGAUGUGCACCAAGGAGUCUAUAACAGCCCGGACAAGCCAUCUCUAGCUGUUGCCAUUAAGACCUGUAAGAACUGUACAUCAGACAGCGUCAGAGAAAAGUUCCUACAAGAAGCAUUGACGAUGCGUCAGUUCGACCACCCUCACAUCGUUAAGCUGAUCGGAGUGAUCACAGAAAACCCCGUGUGGAUCAUCAUGGAGCUGUGCACUCUGGGAGAGUUACGUUCCUUCCUUCAGGUGAGGAAGUACAAUUUGGAUUUGUCCAGUCUCAUUCUGUUUGCCCACCAGCUCAGCACAGCGCUCGCAUAUCUGGAGAGUAAACGCUUUGUACACAGGGACAUAGCAGCACGCAAUGUGCUGGUCUCUUCAGUCGACUGCGUGAUGCUCGGAGACUUUGGUCUGUCGCGAUACAUGGAGGACAGUUCUUACUACAAAGCUUCUAAAGGUAAACUUCCUAUCAAAUGGAUGGCUCCUGAAUCUAUCAACUUCAGAAGAUUCACCUCCGCCAGCGACGUCUGGAUGUUUGGUGUGUGCAUGUGGGAGAUCUUGAUGUUCGGCAUCAAGCCUUUCCAGGGAGUGAAGAACAACGACGUGAUCGGCAGGAUAGAGAACGGCGAGCGAUUGGCUAUGCCUCCUCAGUGCCCGCCCACCUUCUACAGUUUGAUGACCAAAUGUUGGUCGUAUGACCCCAGCAAGCGGCCGCGAUUCACCGAACUCAAAACACAGCUCAGCACCAUACUGGAGGAAGAGAAGCUUCAACAAGAAGAGAGACUUCGGAUGGAGAUGAGGAGACAAGUCACCGUGUCCUGGGACUCUGGAGGGUCCGAUGAAGCACCGCCUAAACCCAGUAGACCAGGUUACCCAAGUCCUCGCUCCAGUGAAGGCUUCUUUUCCGGCCCCCAACUCAACCACUUCCCGCCGUCAGCCCAUGGUGUCGUAGGGGGAGUAGGGGGCAGCUACCCUCCAAUGGAUUCCUGGAAUCAACACAGGCCUGAACACACGGCACUGUGGAGCCCUAACAUGGAGGACGAUGGGUGCGUAGGCCAAGCUGUGAUGGAGGAGAGGCUGAUGAUGCAGCAGCAGCAGAUGGAGGAUGACCAGCGGUGGCUGGAGCAGGAGGAGAGCUUCAUGGUUAUGAAGGCAGAGUCCAGAAACAGCAGAGGAAGCAUAGACAGAGAAGACGGCACACUACAAGCACCGGGUGGAAACCAACAUAUUUACCAGCCUAUAGGCAAACCAGAGCACGUGGCUCCUCCUAAGAAACCCCCCCGCCCUGGAGCUCCUUGUCAUCUAAGCAACCUGGCCAGUCUCUGCCCCAUCGACAGCUACAACGAGGGGGUGAAGCCGUGGAGGCUGCAGCCUCAGGAGAUCAGCCCACCCCCCACGGCCAACUUGGACCGCUCCAACGACAAAGUGUAUGAGAACGUGACGGGAUUGGUCAAAGCUGUGAUUGAGAUGUCCAACAGGAUUCAACCCGCAGCCCCAGAGGAGUAUGUCCCCAUGGUCAAGGAGGUAGGUCUGGCACUGAGGACUCUACUAGCGACAGUGGACGAGACACUUCCUGUUCUGCCAGCCAGCACACACAGAGAGAUUGAGAUGGCCCAGAAGCUGUUGAAUUCGGAUCUGGCCGAGUUAAUCGCGAAGAUGAAACUGGCCCAACAGUACGUCAUGACGAGUUUACAAAAGGACUACAAGAAGCAGAUGCUGAUGGCAGCGCACGCCCUCGCAGUCGACGCCAAGAACCUGCUGGACGUCAUCGACCAAUCACGGCUCAAGAUGAUCCGCCCGCAUUAGUGUCCGCUGCAGCCAAUCACAAAGAGAAGAGGACACUUAGAUCAGUGACGGACAGAUGAAUAAAUGAACUGAUGGACAGCAGACAUGACUGAAACAAUCAGCUCCCUCAUCUCCGUCAAACAUUUCUUUUUUGCUCUCCGGCGACACGUCGUGUUUCGCUCAAUAUCGUGAUGUUUUGUACUUUUGUUGCAUUGUUCGCUUUUGUAUCCAGAGAAACGCUUUUGUCCUCCAUCACGUAUCCUCAAAGAUAGAGUUGUUGUUGUUGUUGUUUUUGUAAAUCAUUCGUUACUACUUUUUAAACUUCGAAGAAAGUGAAUCAAACAAAGGUUUUCGGAGGCUCGCUUGAAGGACUGCAGAGAUAUUUUUGGUGUUCUGACACACCGACAAUGUGCCACAUAAACGUAUCACAGGAUGUAACAGCUGGAACUGAAGAGCCAGGACGAGGAGGAUAAUGAAGAUGAUAUGAUGUUGCUGUUUAAGCAUGCUUUUUAUAUCAUGAAUUAUUUACUAUUACUAUUUUCAGCCUUGACUCUUACAGCACAUCUGUGUUCAGUCUUCCUCUUGAAUAUAUUCGAAUGGGCAGAAACAAGUGAUUGACAGCUGCUCGUGAAUAGUUUCAUCUCUUUUUGUUCACUCUCUAGACCUCUCGUCUCAGGCAUCAUGAUUGAAAUAUGAAAUAUGAAAGCUGUGUUUUGAAGAACAAAGUAAAUGUCACAGGCCACUUUUUAAGUUAACUCGCAUAGUAGAUAUACAUAGAGGCUAUAUUUUUAACACGUUUCUGAGGCAUGAAUUGUGCGUGAAUAAGGGAGAAGGAUGAACGUGGGGGUGAAGGGACGGAGGUGGGGGAGGGGUGUUUUUUUUAAUGGUGGUCCUAAUUAUUAUGUACAGAAGGUAACCCUGUGCCAAAUGUACUGCCAUCGACAAAACAAAAAGGAUUAUUUCACUCAAAUUAUUUAGUUUUAUUCAAUAAUUCCACAUUUUCAGCAGCAACUCGCCGGUCAUGUUCUACAGAAAUGUUAAAUUCAUGGAUUCUUUGUUGCUUGUUUUGUAGAUUGAAGCCGUUGGGGGUUCCUUCGGUCCUAUUUGUCUUCUCACAAAUGUUCACUCGACAAUAUGCAGCGCAAGCUUUCAGUUACGCCCUCGCUGGCAAAUUUUGGAAUUGGAUUUUCAGGGACAUUGAAAUACUUUCUGGGGAUAGACAACAGUUGGGGGGGGGGGGUUGGUUGGUGGCCACAGGUCUUCAUUGGCUUUAUCUUGUAAAUCGUUCAUGUUCAACAUGAUUUGCUUUUUUAUCUCCCUUCUAUCGGUCCUCCUGUCUUUCUACCUCCCUCCACUGGACUUAUUUAUACUUUCCCUCCCGUCGGCCUCGUGCUGCUCUCCUCCCUCUGAUUCUCUCCAUUCCACCACUCCCUCCCCUCUGAGGUGAGCAAUAUUCUCAGGAAGGAGUCACAUGUACAGUUGCUGAACCGAGCAAAUAAAAACACUGUCAUUAAGCAA